This is a messenger RNA of Ilex paraguariensis (yerba mate), 1560 nucleotides long. Lineage: Eukaryota; Viridiplantae; Streptophyta; Magnoliopsida; Aquifoliales; Aquifoliaceae. The record is from the annotation of a GenBank genome assembly.
AUGAAAACCAAAACAUGCCGACAUUUUCUUGCUCUACCCAACUUCAAAUCCCACAGUAAAGCUCAUACCUUAGCUUAUGACAAUCUCAUUGGAACCCAGAAAUCUCAUUCACGUACCCUAAAACUUGGAAUCUCAGUUGUUGAAUCAAACCUUGUCAGUUGUUACUGUCAAUCUGGCGCAUUUUCACACGCUCAUCAAUCUUUUGAUGAAUGGCCCAAAUGGGAUGUAGUAUCGGCCACAAGACUGAUAGGUCACUUUGCAAGACACCAACAUCACAAAGAAGCCAUCUAUUUCUUCUCAAGAAUGCUUCAUUUGAAUAUCAGACCUAAUGAGUUCACAUUUGGUACGUUAGUUCACUCUUCCACAUCUCUAAAAGACCUCAAUUUAGGCAAGCAAAUUCACGCUUGUGCAAUGAAGACAAGCCUCGAAUCAAAUGUGUUUGUGGGCAGUGCAAUUUUGGAUAUUUAUGCCAAGUUGAGCACCAUAGAGGAAGCACAAAGAGCUUUGGGAGAUACCCACCAACCGAAUGUGGUUUCUUACACAACUUUGAUUUGUGGGUACCUCAAGAAACAGAGGUUUGACGAUGCUCUGGGGGUUUUUAGAACGAUGCCUGAACGAAACGUUGUUUCAUGGAAUGCGUUGAUUUGUGGGUAUAGCCAGACGGGCCAUAACGAAGAGGCAUUGAAUCUUUUCAUUGACAUGUUGAGGGAAGGUGUCGUGCCUACUCAGUCUACUUUUCCUUGUGCUAUCACUGGAGCUGCCAAUAUUGCAGCGCUUGGAAUGGGGAAGAGUUUUCAUGCUUGUGCUAUUAAGUUCUUGGGUGAGCUUAGUGUGUUUCUUGACAAUGCUCUAAUCAGCCUUUAUGCAAAAUGUGGAAGUAUGGAAGAUAGUCUCUUGGUGUUCGAUAAAAUUCCCGAACGAAAUGUUGUCUCGUGGAACGCUUUGAUAUGUGGUUAUGCACAAAAUGGGAAAGGAAAGGAAGCCAUAGAUUUCUACCGAAAAAUGUUAUUCACAGGUCUUAAACCUAAUAGUGUUACUCUUCUUGGUGUAUUGUUGGCUUGUAAUCAUGUUGGUCUUGUUGAUGAGGGCUUGUCAUAUUUCAAUCAAGCGAGACUUGAGGACCCUAGUAUACUAAAAUCCGAGCACUAUGCUUGUAUGGUUGAUUUGCUCUCUCGCUCAGGGAGGUUCAGGGAAGCAGAGAAAUUUAUCUGUGAUUUGCCUUUUGAUCCGGGAAUUGGCUUUUGGAAGGCAUUGCUUGGAGGUUGCCAGAUCCAUUCAAACAUGGAGUUGGGUGGAUUUGCUGCAAGAAAAAUUCUGGCUUUGGAUCCUGGUGAUGUAUCGUCUUAUGUAAUGCUGUCGAAUGCACAUUCUGCAGCAGGAAGAUGGCAGAGCGUGUCAAUGGUAAGGCAAGAGAUGAAGGAGAAAGGAAUGAAGAGGACUCCCGGUUUGUUCAGAAGCUUUGAGAUCAGCUCAGUUGGCUCAAUAUCAAUCCUACAUUGCUAUUUGCUUGGGAUGCCUGGCAAAGUUAGCCAAGAUGAGUUGAGUAGAGAAGCAAAAUGA